Molecule: messenger RNA, 1503 nt
Organism: Lathyrus sativus (Indian pea)
Lineage: Eukaryota; Viridiplantae; Streptophyta; Magnoliopsida; Fabales; Fabaceae
Source: the annotation of a GenBank genome assembly
AUGGCGUCCUCACUAUCACCUCUCAAGGUAAAUAUGGAACUCCAUUCCAAAAACCGACAAAACCUUCUCAAAUCCCUUCGCCAACACCUCUCCCAAUCCUCUCUCCCUCUUCACGGCUUCGUCCUCCUUCAAGGCGGCGAUGAACAAACCCGUUACGACACCGAUCACCUUGAACUCUUCAGACAAGAGAGUUACUUCGCGUAUUUGUUUGGAGUUAAAGAACCUGGUUUCUAUGGAGCUAUUGAUAUUGCAAGUGGGGAUUCUAUCCUAUUUGCUCCUAGGUUGCCUGACGAGUAUGCUGUUUGGAUGGGAAAGAUCAAAUCAGUUUCCCAUUUUAAGGAACACUACAAGGUUUCUACUGUCUGUUUUACCGAUGAGAUUGCGACUGUUUUGCAACAAAAUUAUCAAGGUUCAGGGAAACCCUUGCUCUUUCUUUUGCACGGCCUUAACACAGAUAGCAAUAAUUUUGCUAAACCUGCGGAAUUUCAGGGCAUUGACAAGUUUGAUAAGGAUCUGACGACUUUGCAUCCUAUAUUGACUGAAUGUCGUGUCAUCAAGUCAGAUCUGGAAAUUGAUCUUAUUCAGUAUGCCAAUGAUAUAAGCUCUGAAGCUCAUAUUGAGGUUAUGAAAAAAGCUAAGGCGGGCAUGAAGGAGUAUCAACUUGAAAGCAUUUUUCUUCACCACACCUACAUGUAUGGUGGAUGUCGGCAUUGCUCCUAUACAUGUAUUUGUGCUACUGGUGAUAAUAGUGCUGUUCUACAUUACGGCCACACAGCAGCUCCUAAUGACAAGACUUUGGAAGAUGGAGACAUGGCAUUGCUUGAUAUGGGAGCUGAAUACCACUUCUAUGGGUCUGACAUAACAUGUUCUUACCCUAUAAAUGGAAAGUUUACUGGUGACCAAUCACUUAUAUAUAAUGCUGUCCUUGAUGCUCAUGAUGCUGUUAUCUCUUCAAUGAAACCUGGAGUAAGCUGGGUUGAUAUGCACAUACUAUCGCAUAAAGUGAUUUUGGAGUCACUAAAGAAGGGACGCAUUCUUGUGGGCAAUGUUGAUGAUACGAUGGUUGCAUGCUUGGGUCAUGUUUUUAUGCCACAUGGUCUGGGGCAUUUACUUGGUUUGGAUACACAUGACCCUGGAGGCUACCCAGAGGGCCUGGAAAGAAGAAAGGAACCUGGAUUAAAAGCGUUGCGUACGGCCCGAGUACUCCAGGAAGGAAUGGUAAUCACGGUGGAGCCUGGAUGCUACUUCAUUGAAGCUUUGUUACUUCCAGCCAUGAAUAAUCCAGAAACUUCCAAGUUCUUUAACAAGGAAGUGAUUAACAGAUUUAUCGGCUUUGGUGGAGUGCGAAUUGAGAGUGAUCUGCUUGUUACGGCCACUGGUUGCUACAAUAUGACAAAGUGUCCCAGAAAAAUACAGGAGAUUGAAGCAGUGAUGGCAGGUGCACCAUGGCCGGUCAAGAAGACAUCUACUACUGUUGAAAAUGGAUUGGAAAGCAAAGCCUGA